GAUGCGUACCCCAUCGUGUUGGGGGCUCCAUCCCCAGGAGGCUGGUGACUUGCAGGAGUCCUUGCCCAGGAGCCGGUGGGGUCCGUCGCUCUGUAGGUCAAUGGGGCAGGUGUUGAUAGGGUCAGUCCUGCCGGGGUUGCUGGGGGUUCAUUCCUCUGGGGGUCAGUGGGCCAUAUCCCCUGAUCCGGGGGUGCUUGUAGGGUCUCUGAGCAGCCCUCCCUCUGCUAAUCCCGGUGUGCCUGCCUGGGGGCGAGGGGCGGCUCAGUCGCCGGCUGUGACACUCCGUCCUGUCUCCCGGCGUGGAUUAGGUCAUGUUGUGACAGUGCCUGUUACUGUCUUGCAGUGCAGCAGGACCCGGGGAUGUGAGGAACAGGGUUGCCGGUGCAGAAAAAACAGCAACCACCCCCCACUUCCAUGGAAAGAGCGCUGUGAAGCCUUGGCAGAGGAAUCGUCCCAGAGCUGCCUGUGCUCCCUCAUCCCUGGGGGCUGCGGGAGUUUGCGGGGGAUUGACACGCGAUGCUGGUGGGCUGGUGGGUUCGAGCACUGUCCCCGCAUCAGCCCCGUGUUUUCAGCGGAGACAUCAGGGCUUGGGCUUCUUUUUAGAGCCGGAGUGGCUGUCAGCAGGUGUUACCAGGGCUCAGCCGCCUCCGUGUGGGUUCCUCUGCCUUCGUUUUGAGGCAAACUGCGAUGCCCCGUUCACCCUCUGCAACUCUCACUUUCGUGUGCAGGAUGCAUGUCCUUGCAAAUACCACGCUAAUCCCUUGGGGUGACUCACAAACGUUUGUAGAGUGCCUUCUCCCUCUCUUGCAUGGGUCUUUGCACUCGAUGAAUUAUCUGGGUAGCCAAAGCUCAUGGCACAUGGAAGAACAGCCUGCAA
Messenger RNA from Ficedula albicollis (Collared flycatcher), 877 nucleotides. RefSeq lists its product as uncharacterized. Lineage: Eukaryota; Metazoa; Chordata; Aves; Passeriformes; Muscicapidae. The coding region runs from base 2 to 676 and encodes 224 amino acids. The transcript is spliced from 2 exons. The record is from RefSeq and is a predicted model, not a curated record.